CAUAGGAAAAAAAGUCGCCCGGAUGUCCGUCGACGAGGACUUUAAAAAACUUAUCAAGUGCCUUAAAACUAUGCUAACGAACGUUUUUGAUGCGAAGACAGCCAACAAAAUCGAAAAUAAUAUUAUUAAGACCUUAGUAAAAGCACACUUUCUCACGCUCGACGGAAAGCUGAAGGAGGACUGGUGGCUCGAAUUGGAUAAGGGGCUUCGCAGCGCUUUUGAGACUGUAGUUCGCAUCUGUGACACAGUCAACAGCGGACGGACUAUUCCUGAAAGCACACUCGCCGAGCAACUCGCUGGUAUCCAAGCUGACUUGCGAAACGUCGGGAGACUCCUUCACGCUCGCCUUCUCCCUUUUGUGCGCCCAAAGUCUCUCAGUCGCGUAGCUUACUGUUUCAACGCCUUCGCUAAUAUUGUUUUCUUGCGCGCCGUGCUCAUUGACUGUGCCCCUUCUGUUAAACCAGACGCCUUAGAACUCCAAUACGCGGUGGAGCGCUAUUUAACUAUAAACUGGUAAUGAGACAUAAAGAACUAUUAAAAGCGCACUUUGUUUGCUACUUUGUAAUCGCACAUCACUGGAAUCCAUUCCUUAUACGUGCAAUUUUAAUAAAUUAAUAUUUAAAAUA
Molecule: messenger RNA, 626 nt
Organism: Zophobas morio
Lineage: Eukaryota; Metazoa; Arthropoda; Insecta; Coleoptera; Tenebrionidae
Exons: 2
Coding region: 23-517 (164 amino acids)
Biological process (GO): regulation of apoptotic process
Source: RefSeq, a predicted model, not a curated record